Syngnathoides biaculeatus (alligator pipefish) is the source of this 885-nucleotide messenger RNA. RefSeq names its product peroxiredoxin 4 (gene prdx4). Gene Ontology annotation, cellular component: cytosol; endoplasmic reticulum. Gene Ontology annotation, molecular function: thioredoxin peroxidase activity. The transcript has 7 exons. The record is from RefSeq and is a predicted model, not a curated record. Gene Ontology annotation, biological process: cell redox homeostasis; hydrogen peroxide catabolic process; response to oxidative stress. The coding region runs from base 69 to 845 and encodes 258 amino acids. Lineage: Eukaryota; Metazoa; Chordata; Actinopteri; Syngnathiformes; Syngnathidae.
ACAAGGGCGCAAAAAGAGCGAAGAAGAGCCUUAUCACAACAGACACGCGCGCCCAGACCAAGUGCGUGAUGGAGAUUUUCGUUCACCACCUCAUGCAGAAGGAGCUCAUUUGUGCUCUUUUGCUGGUUUUCGUUCCGCUGUCGUCCACGCAAGAAGGCUCGCAGGUAAAGAACGCUCAGUGUCACAACUACGCGGGAGGACACGUCUAUCCUGGGGAGGCUUCGCGUGUACCCGUGUCGGAUCAUUCCCUGCACCUCAGCCAGGCCAAAAUCUCAAAGCCUGCACCAUAUUGGGAAGGAACAGCUGUAAUCAAUGGUGAAUUCAAGGAUUUGAAGCUGUCAGACUACAGAGGCAAAUACCUCGUCUUUUUCUUCUAUCCUCUUGACUUCACGUUUGUCUGCCCAACUGAGAUCAUUGCCUUCAGUGAUCGUGUGCACGAGUUUCAGGCCAUUAACGCUGAGGUGGUUGCCUGCUCGGUGGACUCUCAGUUCACCCACCUGGCCUGGAUCAAUACAGCCAGGAAGCAGGGAGGACUCGGACCAAUGAAAAUCCCUCUUUUGUCAGACCUCACUCACCAGAUUUCUAAAGACUAUGGAGUCUACCUGGAGGAUCAGGGCCACACACUGAGGGGACUUUUCAUUAUCGAUGACAAAGGCGUCCUGAGGCAGAUCACCAUGAACGAUCUCCCGGUUGGACGAUCCGUGGAUGAGACACUUCGGCUGGUUCAAGCCUUUCAGUACACCGACAAACACGGAGAAGUGUGUCCAGCUGGAUGGAAACCAGGCAGUGACACAAUCAUUCCUGACCCUUCCGGCAAGCUGAAGUAUUUUGAUAAACUAAACUGAUUGAAGACCUUUUUGAAAUUCAAAUAAAAUGUUUUAUUAA